AUGACGGCGGAGGCCAAGGAGGACGCCAAGAGUGUGGAGGAAGUGAAGAAGUUUGAGGACCUCCUUCACCUGGUGGGGACUCGAGGCCGCUGGAACAUCAUCCUCUUCACCCUGUGUGCCUAUUCUACGUUCGUGUCACCAAUGCAGACUUUGUCCUACCAGUUCCUCGGUGCCACGCCUGAUCACUGGUGCCACGUAGAGUCUCUCGUUAGUGCCGGAUGGACCGAGGAUCAGAUUCUGAGCAUCGCCAUACCCGUCAACAAUAACACCGGGAAGCCAGAACACUGCUUGAUGUACAACAGUAACUUCAGCAGCGCCCUUGAACGGGGAUUCGAGUGGGCUCAAAAUAACCCUCAAAAUUUCGACCAGGGAGAAGUGGUUUCCUGUUCCUCCAGAGACUUCAACGCCACUCAGUACCGGUCGACUGUUACAACGGAGUGGGACCUGGUAUGCGAACGCCGCGUGCUGUACUCGACAACACAGGCGGCGGCGCAGGCGGGGAAACUUGUCGGCUACGUGUUCCUCGGCUACCUCCUGGACACCUUCGGCCGGCGCCCAGUGACCCUCGGCUGUUCAGCGUUGUCUAUUAUAUCGGGGUUCUUGGCUGCGGCGUCUCCCAACGUUGAAUUCUACAUCUUCAUCAAAAUCAUUAUUUCCUGCAUGAUGUCUGGCGUGUACCUGGGUUGUUUCAUUUCAGCUAUGGAAGCGUGUUCAGCCAAACAGAGGGAUUACGUCGGCCCUCUGCUUGUGCUUCCCUGGGCCUUGGGUUACAUGGUGGUGCCUGGCAUAGCGUACCUAAUUCGGGACUGGAAACCGCUGCAGGCUGCCCUCACAACGCCUGCCCUCCUGCUAAUUGUUUACUAUUUCUUGCUCCCGGAGUCUCCUCGCUGGCUCAUCCUCAAAGGGCGACACAAGGAGGCCCUCGAAAUCCUGCAGAAGGCGGCGAGACUCAACGACAGGACCCUCCCGAGCGACCAGCAAGUCAUCGCCGCUAUGGGAAGGAUCGCAAACUCGGACACGAACAAAGAAAACCAAGAAAAGGCGAAAGAAACCAUACCCCAACGAGCUCUCAACGUAGCGAAGACAUUUGUCAUCCUCCUGACGACGCCAAGCUUACGUCUUAGAGCUCUCAUCGCCUUCUUCUGCUGGUUCGCCGCCUCAAUGGUCUACUACGGGGUGGCUCUGAAUGCUACGAACCUUAGCGCGGAUCCCUACAUAUACCUCUUCUUAGGAGGACUCAUGGAGGUGCCCUCAUACAUCUUAUUGUGGCCCGCUAUCAAGUUCCUCGGGAGAGUCAAGUCCUUAGCCAUCCUGUACUUCGUGUGCGGCGCUUCCAUUAUCGUCGUGAUGUUCCUUAUGCUCUAUGUCCCGACAGUGCCCGUGGGAGUGACAAUGUUCUUCUCCCUCUGCGGCAAGAUGGCCAUCACCGCCGCCUUCCACCUGAUCUGGCUCUUCACGGCUGAGUUGUUCCCGACGAAGUACCGUUCCCUCGCGGUCGGGGAGGCCAGCGUGUGCGCGAGGAUUGGCAGUAUUUGCUCGCCGUACAUCAAUGACAUCCUGGGCGAGGUGGUGACAUGGGCGCCCUCAGCCCUUUUCGGCAUCGUGUCCUUGGUCGCUGCCGGACUCUCCCUCCUCCUGCCAGAGACCAAGAACCGGGAACUCCCCGAGGCGGCCGAUUUCUUCGAGAAAAAGGGGGAGGUCAACGUCGCAUACGAGGGGAAAGUGGAGCUGUCGUGAGGGAAUUCGCUCCCUGGUUGUUCCUUGACGUCGCCGGGAGGGAUUUCCGUCCUAAAUCGGUCUUUGGUUGUUCCUUGUUGCCGUCGUGGUGGAACUGUGAGGGAAUUCGGACUUUGGUUUUUCUUUGACGUCGUCGUGAGGGAAUUAAAUCACUGGUUGUUCCUUGUCGUCGUGGGGGAAUUUUGAGGAAAAUCGGUCCUAGGUUGUUCCUUGUCGUCGUCAUGGGGGAAUUGUGACAGAAUUCGGAUUUUGUUUUUUUCUUUGACGUCGUCGUGAGGGAAUUAAAUCCUUAGUUGUUCCUUGUCGUCGUGGGGAAAUUGUGAGUGAAUUCGGUCCUUGGUUUUUCCUUCACAUCGUCGGGAGGGAAGUAAAUCCCUGGUUGUUCCUUCUCUUCAUCGAGAAGGAAUCCUAUCCAUAGUUAUAUUUCCAAUUCGGUUAUUUUAUUUAGUGGAAACAGUGGUGCAGUUUAUGGUUAUGAAAUCUGUUACAGUUGAUCUGCCGACAUUUACUAUACCUAAAUUGUUAAGGUGUACCUGCUCUUUGAGGUCUUUUCGCGAUGCAAAUUGUUGUUAACUGUUGUUGUUAAGAUAUAGAUUAUAUAUUGAUUACAAAAUUGUUAUGUAUAAACUUUACAUACUUAUACAAACGCAGAGAACAAUGAAAGUUUCUAUGCUUGUCUAGCUGCACACAUAUAAUUGUCCACAUUCACACACGCACACA
Molecule: messenger RNA, 2457 nt
Organism: Penaeus vannamei (Pacific white shrimp)
Lineage: Eukaryota; Metazoa; Arthropoda; Malacostraca; Decapoda; Penaeidae
Source: RefSeq, a predicted model, not a curated record